Sebastes umbrosus (honeycomb rockfish) is the source of this 2821-nucleotide messenger RNA. Its product is annotated as tripartite motif-containing protein 16-like. The transcript is spliced from 7 exons. The coding region runs from base 727 to 2295 and encodes 522 amino acids. Lineage: Eukaryota; Metazoa; Chordata; Actinopteri; Perciformes; Sebastidae. The record is from RefSeq and is a predicted model, not a curated record. Gene Ontology annotation, molecular function: protein binding; zinc ion binding.
AUGAAUUAGUCCCACAAGAUGGUGCUGUUUUCCCAAUGCCAGUGUUUGAUGAAUGACCUGAUAGUAUGUGCAGCACAUACACUGGCAGAAGUCUAAAGAUAGACGUAACACAAAUUUGAUCUUGGAACAAUCAAAACAAGGUGAAGGUUAUUCCUUAACAACGUAGAUAAAUCAAAGUGAGCUAAUGGUUUUUGUAGGUAACAGCGGGUACUGUAAUAUCAACACUAAACAUUGUGUCGUACUCUGUGAAGGUUGUUUAUUCAUGCUAUCCUUAUCCUCAAAUAAGAAAUAGAGAUACAGACUUAUAUUUUUUGAUUAUGGUAUUUAAUAAUGGAGUACUGUACAUCAAUAAGCUACAAGUACAUUUCAGUUUUUCCUCUCCUUCGUCUCAACCCUCUAUUGUUUCAGGGCAGCACCUUUGUAGUGACACCCAUUCUCUGUCAAUUAAACGCCCAACCAGGAAUACUGGUUUUACAAUGAGAGUACACCACAUAGCUAACAUUCUGUCACACACAGCCUCAGUCACGCAGUUUCACUGAAGCUGUUAACUUCGGGAACACAUUUUCUCUGUGGAUCCAUCGACCAGCUCUCUUUUUGUUAAAUCUUUUCUUCAGCUGUUGAUCUCAACACAUUUUAUUAAGAGGUUAACAUAUUGCUGCUGAGCUAAAUCACCUGUGGAUUUUAAUUUUGUUCUUACAUUCUUCUGGACAUAUUUUUCUUUUAAAAAUGUCCCACCCUAGCACCCUGGAUUUAGACAGGUACAGCAGCUUGGAGAAAUCUCGUCGCUCUACCAGUCGUAACCAGUCCAGGUCCGAGGCCAGGUCCGAGGCCAAGUACGGGGACGUCCUGUGCGACUUCUGCACAACAAGGAAGCAGAAGGCUGAGAAGUCCUGCUUGGUGUGCCUGGCAUCUUACUGCGAGACCCACGUCCAGACUCACUAUGACUACCCUGCCCUGAUGAAGCACAAGCUGGUCAACGCCACGGGUCAGAUGAGGGAGAAGCUCUGUGCACAGCAUGACAAGUUGCUGGAGGCUUUUUGUCGCACCGAUGAGACAUCGGUGUGCGUCUUGUGCAUGAUGGAUGAACACAAACACCACGACAUCGUGCCGGCUGGAACUGAGAGGACUGAGAAACAAAAACAACUUGGUACAACUCUGCACAAAUCUCAAACUAGGAUUGAUCAGAGAGUGAAGAAGUGGCAGGAUCUCCGACAAGCUGUUGAAUCAGUUAAACACUCAGCUCAAACUGCCAUGGAGGAGAACGAGCGUAUCUUCACUGAGCUCCUGCUCUCCAUUGAGAGGAAGUACAACGAAGUCAAGGAGAUGGUCCGCGCCCAGGAAAAGACCACUGUGACGCGGGCUGAGAUACUGCUGGACCGCUUGGAGGAAGAGAUCACACUGCUGAGGAAGAAACACACUGACCUGGACAAGCUCUCACACACCGAUGAUCACAUACACUUUCUACAGAGCUGGCAGUCUCUGUCAGGCCCCUCAGGAUAUGAAGACCUCAACAACAUCAGUGUCGCUCCCAAUUACUCCUUUGAGUCCACCAAAAGAGCCAUCGCCUCACUGAAAUUACAAGUAGAAGAAGUCAGCAAGACGGAAAUGAGCAAAAUCUCAACAGCAGUGAAGGAUGUCUACAUCACACAAGAAGGUGAGGCAAAGACAAGGAGAGAAACAAGCUUCAGGGACGAACCAAAGACAAGAGAAGAGCCAAAGACAAGAGAAGAGCCAAGGACAAGAGAAGAUCCAAAGACGAGAGAAGAUUUCCUGAAAUACUCCUCCCAGUUGAUUCUGGAUGUCAACACCAUCCAUCGCAGCCUUCACCUCUCCGAGGGUAACCGAACAGCCACAAUGAAGAGUGAGCCCAAGAACUACCCUGACCACCCAGAGCGAUUCGACCACUGGCAGCAGAUGUUGUGCAUGGAUAGCGUGACUGGUCGUUGUUACUGGGAGGUGGACUGGAGGGGAACAGAGGUAGACAUGGCCGUCACCUACAGGGGAAUCCGCCGCAAAGGAAACAGCAAUGAUUGCAGCCUGGGCUGGAACGACAAGUCCUGGAGUCUGUACUGCUCUGAAUCCAAAUUGUCCUUUGUGCACAACAAUAAGAGCAAAGAUAUUGCAGCUCCAGUGUCAUCUCGUAUCGGCAUCUAUCUGGAUUAUGCAGCAGGAACACUUGCAUUUUACAGUGUUUCUAAUGGCAUGCAGCUUCUGCACAGAGUCCAGACCACAUUUACACAGCCCCUCUACCCUGCAUUCAGUGUGUGGGGAUUUGGCACUACUAUAAGACUAUAGGAGAGUUGCCAUAGUGCUCAAAUUUACACAGUAUUCUAAAUAUUGUUGUAAAAAAUUUGAAGCAGGAUGUUUGAUUAUUUUUGUUCCAACUUUUGCUAAAAAUCUUUUUUUUUAAUCAUGCAUAUAUGAGUGAUUUAAAUGAUCCAAUUAAUCUUCUUUUGAUCACUGAUUGUUGUUUUGGGGCAAUCUAGUCUACAAAAUGUGUCAGUUGUAAGUAGGAAAAAUAUGCAGUAAUUGAUAAUGUUAUUUUCACAAUGUUCCAUAUCUUUGUCUCAAUCAUGUUAAAGCAUGCUAUAUUUAUAUUAUUGGUACGUUAUAAAUUCAAUUAAAUCAGUUUCUAAAACCUAAAACCUCUAAAAGUUUUUACUGAUUUAUCUGGCACUUUAGAUAUGGAGCUGGAGUUGCUGUUGUUUUUCACACUCAUGUCAGUCUCUUAGCCAUCUUGGCUCCAUUAAACCUGCAGUAGGCUGAAUGUUUUUGGCAUCAUUGGGCAAAAACUCCAUAAUAACAUUUCAGCAUAUUGUAA